AUGGACUUCCGAGCAGCCGAGGCGACGAGGUACCAGCGGCAGUCUUCCGUCGGCCGCACCGGCGCUGAGGGCCUGACGACGCUCUCCGCCGGCCUCUCGCGUCUCCUCGCCGACAAGUACCCGAACACCAACCUGGUCUUCUCGCCGCUGUCCAUCUACACGGCUCUGGCGCUCGUGGCGGCCGGCGCCCGCGGUGCCACCCUGGACGAGAUCCUCCGCUUCCUUGGCGUGCAGUCCCGCGACGAGCUCAACAUGUUCGUCGCCGCGGCGAUAGACACCCUGCGUGACCGGUCCGGGUCUGGCGGCCCGCGUGUCACGUUCGCCUGCGGUGUUUGGACCGACCUGUCGUGCCGGCUCAAGCCUGAGUUCCGCGAGGCCAUGGUCGAUGGUGCAUACAUGGCCGAUGCAUCCAUAGUUGAUUUCCGUGGCGGCCCCAAUGGAGCAUGCCAGAUGAUCAACACGUGGGCAGCGCACGUCACCAAGGGCCUAAUCGAGAGUGUCCUCAACCCGGACUCGGUAACCCGAGACACCCGUAGCCGUAUCGUGCUCGGCAAUGCCGUGUACUUCAAGGGCAAGUGGGAUCAGCCCUUCCACAAGAGGGACACGCAUAACGCGCCCUUCCACCGGCUCGGCAACGUCGACCCGGUCAACGUGCCCUUCAUGCGAAGCUGGAAGAAGCAGUUUAUCGCUGUGCACGACGGUUUUAAGGUGCUCAAACUGCAGUACAAGAAGGAGCCUGCCCCAUUUUUUCCCGGUCGUGCUCCACUUGUUAAUCCUUAUGCUACUGCGUCUUCCCGACAUGACUCCAACAAUAGUCUGAACUUCACCUCCAACACACAGUUCUCCAUGUGCAUCUUCCUUCCGGACGCCAACGAUGGCUUACCAAGUGUUUUGGAGGCGUUCGCUUCACGUCCAGGCUUCGUGCACGAGCAUCUGCCUCAUCGAAAGGUUGAUGUUUGCGAUUUCUGCAUACCCAUGUUCAAGUUGUCCUUCCACCACAACGUUGUCGACAUCCUCAGAAAUCUAGGCCUUCAACUUCCAUUCAGCUCGGCAGCCGACCUGUCAAACAUGACGGAGGAGCACCAACUGCUCGUGAAUGAAGUCAUCCACAAGGCGGUUAUCGAGGUGAACGAGGAAGGCACCGAGGCUGCCGCUGUCAGCAUGCUUUGUAUGCAGGUUAUGGCAUGCGAGAGGACUCCCCCGGUUGACUUCGUCGCUGACCAUCCUUUCGCCUACUUCAUUGUGGAGGAGGAGAUAGGCGUCAUUGUCUUCGCCGGGCACGUCUUCGACCCCUCUUAG
This is a messenger RNA of Lolium perenne, 1299 nucleotides long. Lineage: Eukaryota; Viridiplantae; Streptophyta; Magnoliopsida; Poales; Poaceae. The record is from RefSeq and is a predicted model, not a curated record.